Messenger RNA from Neoarthrinium moseri, 4338 nucleotides. RefSeq lists its product as uncharacterized. The coding region runs from base 1 to 4338 and encodes 1445 amino acids. The transcript has 4 exons. Gene Ontology annotation, cellular component: membrane. The record is from RefSeq and is a predicted model, not a curated record. Gene Ontology annotation, biological process: transmembrane transport. Lineage: Eukaryota; Fungi; Ascomycota; Sordariomycetes; Amphisphaeriales; Apiosporaceae. Gene Ontology annotation, molecular function: ABC-type transporter activity; ATP binding; ATP hydrolysis activity.
AUGACGCACCAAUCUUCUAAUGAGGCGCUACAGAUGAGAGCAGCAGAGCCUCACCAGUGCAUACGCGAAGCUUCACAUGAAUGCAUGCCGAUGGAUAAAACCAACGACCCAGAUCCCCAGGGCCAGCCAAAUGACUUAUCGGAAGUUCAAAGCUCGCAGCACCGCCGACGAAGAGAACCUGAGAACGCUAUUCCUUACACUAUGCAGGAAUACUAUAGCGAUAACAGCGGUGAAACCAAGGAUACACCUACUCGGUUGCAACCAUCACUGCUGCCAGAUGCCCCCUUUGCCCCUCAAGAAGCUAUUUGGAUAGGAAAUCCUGUAAGUGGCGCCAGCAUCCAGCAACCAAUGAACACGGUGGGAGUCAUUUUUCGAAACCUCACCAUCGAAGGGCCCCGCUCUAAUGCCAGCUUCAUACGGACAUUACCCCAAGCGAUCAUUGGAAGUUUUGGUCCGGAUCUCUUUCGCUCCAUUACGGACUGGAUCCCAAAACUGCAAUUCGGUCGCCGUCAAGACUUACAAACUCUCAUCAAUGAUUUUACUGGUGUUGCGAAACCUGGAGAGAUGAUGCUUGUCCUUGGGCGGCCUGGUAGUGGCUCCAGUACCCUACUCCAGGUCCUUGCCAAUAAACCAGCUUCUUAUGUUUCUGUUCGGGGCCAAGUUUCGUAUGGGAGUAUGACGGCUGAGAAUAUGUCGACCGAGGCCCAUCGCGGUGAGGUUAUCUACAACGCUGAAUAUGACCAUCAUAUUCCAAACUUGACUGUAGCUCAAACUGUCAGGUUACCUUUCCUCACCAGCAUGAGCUCCAUGGGCGCCAAAGAUGUCGCCGAUUCUCUUCUACGCAUGUGUGCCAUCCAUCAUAGGAAGGACGUUGUUGUGGGCAACGAGUUCAUCCGUGGCGUGUCCGGGGGAGAACGGAAGCGCGUCAGCAUCGCAGAGACUCUUGCAGUCAAAAGUGCUGUAACCUGUUGGGAUAACUCGACCCGUGGUCUUGAUGCAUCCACCGCCCUGGCUUACGCGCACUCACUACGCGCCAUUACCAACAGUUCCGGACGUACCACCAUCGCAACCUUAUAUCAAGCCAGUGAGAGCAUCUAUGCCCUCAUGGAUAAGGUUCUUGUCGUUGACGAAGGUCGUAUGCUGUAUCAAGGAGCCGCAAGCGAGGCACGGCAAUAUUUCGAGAACCUUGGAUUCUACGCUUCGUCUCAGCAGACAACGAGUGAAUUCCUGACAAGUCUAUGUGAUGUUGCGGCCCGGAGGUUCCGUGAAGGAUAUGAGCACCGUUGCCCAAAGACUGCCACUGAACUCGAGCGGGCGUUCCGUGCCAGUCAUGCUUACGAGAAGUUGAUGCAAGGUGUGGCAGACUACGAGCUCUCACUCGCAACAAACGGCCGAACUGAUGGCUCAGAACCAAUGCCCUCCAAGCCUGGGAGUUUCUAUCAACAAGUACUAGCAUGUGCCCGUCGAGAGCUCUGGCUUGUGGCGGCCGACAAGACUGAGUUGUACACUAAAUAUUUCACAAUCAUCAGUAACGGGCUCAUUGUAAGCUCAAUGCUCUACCGGUCCCCAGCUUCUACGGAUGGUGUUUUCCUCCGUAGUGGUGUCGCCUUUUUCUCAAUUGUAUUCCUUGGUUGGCUGCAACUGACGGAACUCAUAAAAGCCGUCUCGGGUCGUGUCGUAAUUGCUCGGCAUCAUGAAUAUGGUUUCUACCGACCAAGCGCCGUCAGCUUUGCACGCGCACUAGUGGAUAUUCCUCUUCUACUACCUCAGGUUGUACUUUUCGGCGUGAUUGUUUAUUUCAUGACCGGACUUGACCUCGUACCUGCCAAAUUCUUUACCUACCUACUGCUAAGUUAUACGACAACGAUCUGCUUCACCACAAUGUACCGAAUGAUGGCAGCGAUAUCUCAUACUAUGGACGACGCAGUUCGAUUCUGUGGAAGUUUGCUAAACAUUCUCCUGAUCUAUGCUGGCUACGUGAUCGAGAGACCUAUUCUUUUGAAACAGAAGAUAUGGUUCGGCUGGAUAGCCUACGUAAAUCCGCUUAGCUAUGCCUUUGAGGCUGUUCUGAGUAAUGAAUUCGCCGGACGAACGAUGCGAUGUGCAUUUUCCCAGAUAGUUCCUCAAGGCCCGGACAUCCAGCCACAAAACCAGGCAUGUACAAUCGCGGGUGCUCAUCCCGGAAGCAGUGUCGUCUUAGGAGAUGAAUAUCUCAGUCUCAAGUAUGAUUACAGUCGAGAGCACUUGUGGCGAAAUUUCGGGAUCGUCGUUGCAUUUAUUGCCUUUUAUCUCAUCAUUACCGUCGCAGCAACUGAAUUAUUUACCUUUGCUCGGGCAGGGAGCGGUGGUGGUCUUAGGUUUAAACCUACUAAAAGAUCAAAGCAGGUCAAGUUCUCAAAAACUGCUGACGAGGAAAAGGGGAGCAGUCCAGGGGCAUUAUCAAUGGAAGAGCCAAUCGAUGCUUGUUUACCAGGUGCCUCAGUCGAGGACCUACCAAGAAGCGAAAACGCAAUAACAUGGGAGAACAUCAAUUAUAGUGUCUCCACGCCACAAGGCUCGAGGCUCAUAUUGAAUAACGUCAGUGGUUAUGCCAAGCCUGGGGUUCUGGUCGCCCUGAUGGGCGCAAGCGGGGCUGGCAAGACCACCCUUCUGAACACACUAUCGCGACGUCACCUGCAUGGUGUAUUCAGUGGAGAGAUACUGGUUGGCGGUCAGCCACUGGAAGCUAACUUUCAACGCUCCACGGGAUAUGUUGAGCAAAUGGACUUGCACGACGAGACAGCCACGGUCAGGGAGGCUUUCGAAUUCUCUGCAUUAUUGCGCCAGAGUCAUCACAUUCCACGUCAAGAGAAAUUGGAAUACGUCGAUAAGGUGCUUGAAUUGCUCAUGCUCCUGGAUUUACAAGAUGCUGUGAUUAGUUCUCUAGGCAUUGAACAGAAAAAACGUGUCACGAUCGGGGUCGAGCUUUCUGCCAAGCCGUCACUCGUUUUCCUCGACGAACCAACGAGCGGCCUGGAUUCUCAGUCGGCUUUCUCCAUUGUGAGGCUGCUCAGGAGACUGUGUGACGCCGGCCAGGCUGUCGUGUGCACAAUACACCAGCCAUCCGCCCACCUCAUCCGCAACUUUGAUGAGAUACUGGCGUUGAGUCCGAAUGGUAGCGUCUUCUAUUCUGGGCCUAUCGGUUCCGACUGUAGCACAAUCAUCAAAUACUUUGCCGACAGGGGCGCAUACUGCCCAUCUGACAGGAACGUGGCCGAGUUCCUGCUGGAGACAGCAGAAGUGGGACAUCCCGACUGGAUUCAAGAGUGGCGCGAAUCUGCUGAAAGCAAGGCUAUCGAUGAUGAGAUCCAGCGCAUCAAGACAGCCGGCAGAAAUGACCCUCGAGACGGCACGCAACCCAAGCAAGUAACCCCGGCUGCUUUCGCUGCCACUAUUUCAACGCAGACCUACUACCUUACCAAACGAAUGUUCGUCCACCAAUGGCGCGAGCCCUCAUACAUAUAUGGCCGGCUAUUCACAUCCUUCGUUAUGGGUAUUUUCAAUGGUUUCACUUUCUGGAAGCUAGGAGACAGUAUCGCUGACAUGCAGAACCGCAUGUUCUCGUCGUUUCUCAUUACACUCAUUCCAGCGGCUGUUUUGAAUGCGGUACUUCCCAAAUUCUUCUUCGAUCGCGCACUAUGGGAGGCGCGUGAGCACCCAUCUCGAACGUACGGCUGGAUUGCGCUCUGCACAUCUGAGGUCAUUUCUGAGGUCCCUGGGUCGCUGAUCGCCGGCGCAGUUUACUGGCUGCUUUGGUACUUGCCCACUGGUAUGCCUUACGAUGCACCCACUGCAGGCUAUGUCUUUCUCAUGACACUUCUGUUCUUCCUAUUUCAGUCCAGCUGGGGUCAGUGGAUUUGUGCCUGGGCUCCGAAUUUUACUGUCAUUAGCAACGUGCUUCCCUUCUUUCUCACUGUCGUGUCUCUUUUUAACGGCGUUGUGGUGCCGUACGAUCAGCUUGAUGUGUUUUGGAAAUACUGGCUAUAUUGGCUCAACCCAAGUACCUACUGGAUUAGUGGUGUCCUAGCGUCAACUCUAAGCUCUCAAUCGGUUCAUUGUACUGAAACAGAAGCGGCAUUCUUUAACCCACCCGCCGGACAGACUUGCCUGGAGUUUGCUGGUCCAUUUGUUCAGGAGGCUGGCCGAGGCUACCUGACGGAUUUGGAUGCAACUUCAAACUGUGGCUACUGCCCUUAUGCGUCUGGUACCGAGUAUUUGGCCACGUUGAGUAUUCGGGCUGAUCAGAAAUGGCGCGAUUGCGGAGUUUUCCUGAUAUUUUGCUUCUCAAACUGGGCGUAA